CAGCAGGUGCUGAGUGGGGGACUCUUGUUGUUCCAGAUGCCGGUGACCUUCGAGGAGGUGGCUGUGUAUUUCGCCCAGGGGCAGGGGGCUCUGCUGGACCCCACUCAGAGAGCCCUCUACAGGGAUGUCAUGCAAGAGAACUAUGAGACGGUGACCUCGCUGGGAUUUUCCUUUCCCAAACCUGAGCUGAUCUCCUACCUGGAAAGAGGGGAAGAGCCGUGGGUCCCAGAUCUCCAGGUCUGCGAGGAAAGAGAGUGCCUGAGAGGUGAUUGCACAGCAGGUGCUGAGCGAGGGAGUGAGAACGAGAAGGGGAAUCAUCAUCAGCAAGUUGCUGGGAAAGUGGAACCACAGGGGACCUUUGUAGAAAGAGCUGAAGGGAAUUUUUCCCAGUGCUGGGAACAGGGAGAAACUUGUGGAAAUUGGCACAGGUCAAAGAAGCUGCAGGGAAACCACCCAAAAAAGAAAGUGGAUGAAUCAAAUUCCAAGGAAGACAAAUGCUGUGAAUGCCUUGGCUUGGGGAAAGGAUUCAUUCUGAGAUCACAUCAGACAAUCCAUACCGGAGAGAAACCCCUUCAGUGCUUGGACGGUGGACAAAACUUCAAUAAUCGCUCAGACCUGAAUAACCAUGGGAGAAGCCACACAGGAAAGAAACCCUAUCAAUGCCUCGAGUGUGGGAAAUGUUUCAUUUGGAAGUCAGAACUAAUUAGACAUCAGCUAAGCCACACAGGAGAGAGACCACAUAAGUGCUUCGAGUGUGGGAAAAGUUUUAUACAGAGGUCUGACCUUCUUAAACAUCAGGCAAUCCACACAGGAGAUAGACCCCAUAAAUGUUUCAACUGUGGGAGAAGUUUCAUACAGAGGUCAGACCUUUUUAAUCAUCAGGCAAUCCACACAGGAGAGAGACCCCAUAAGUGCUUAGACUGUGGGAAAAGUUUCAUACGGAGGUCAGAUCUUGUUAAACAUCAGGCAUUACACACAGAAGAGGAACCCCAUAAGUGGUUAGUCUGUGGAAAAAGUUUCCUAUGGCGGUCAGACCUUAUUCAGCAUCAGAGAAUCCACACAGGAGAGAGACCUCACAAGUGCUUGGACUGUGGGAAAAGUUUCAAACGGAGGUCAGUUCUUUUUAAACAUCAGGCAUUACACAGAGGAGAGGGACCCCAUAAAUGUUUAGUCUGUGGAAAAUGUUUUGUAUGGAGGUCAGACCUUGUUAAACAUCAGGUAUUCCACACAGGAGAGAGACCCCAUAAAUGUUUAGAUUGUGAGAAAAGAUUCAUACGGAGGUCAGACCUUGUUAAACAUCAGGCAAUUCACACAGGAGAGAGACCCCAGAAGUGCAUGGAAUGUGGAAAAAGUUUCAUAUGGAGGUCAGACCUUCUUAUACAUCAGCGAAUCCACACAGGAAAUAGACCACACAAGUGUUUAUUCUGUGGGAAAGGUUUCAUAUGGAGGUCACGCCUUCUUAAACAUCAGAGAAUCCACACAAGAGAGAGAGCUCUUACAAGUGCUUAG
Molecule: messenger RNA, 1509 nt
Organism: Gopherus flavomarginatus (Mexican gopher tortoise)
Lineage: Eukaryota; Metazoa; Chordata; Testudines; Testudinidae
Product: zinc finger protein 501-like
Exons: 3
Coding region: 37-1509 (490 amino acids)
Biological process (GO): regulation of transcription by RNA polymerase II
Cellular component (GO): nucleus
Molecular function (GO): DNA-binding transcription factor activity, RNA polymerase II-specific; RNA polymerase II cis-regulatory region sequence-specific DNA binding
Source: RefSeq, a predicted model, not a curated record